AAGAGAACAAACAAACCCUGUGAUAGUAAUUUGAUUUUCGACUGCUCUCGAAAAGAAAACCGGGGGAUAACAUUCGAUUGUAUUUUCCCCGGUGUGGCAGUAUACCCUCUGAUAGUCGAGUCGCUAGAUUACCUCGCUAGCACAAAUCAAAUCACGCAAGCAAGCCACAUCACGACAAAUCCCGGAGUUAGAAAGGAAUGCCUCUCUUCGCGUUUGGGUCGAAUGGCUCCGGCCAAUUGGGGCUGGGGCAUGAGGAGGAUGUCUCACUGCCGGUAAGAUGUGUUUUCGAGGUUGCGGAGGAUGCAGCGCCUGGAGAUGAGGGUACCCCGAAAGGAGGCGAUGUGGUUCGUAUCGUGGCCGGGGGAAAUCAUACUUUGGUGGCGGAUCGGAGGGGCAGGGUCUUUGCGGCGGGGUGGAAUGGGGAUGGGCGGUGUGGGGUAUCUUCGAAGGAAUAUGGAGGCCAGGGGGAGGGGGAGAUGGUGAUGCGGUUUAGGAGGGUGGUUGUUGUUGGUGGUGAUUCUGGGGGUGGUUCCGGGGAUGGUGCUGGUGCGGGUGGUGCAGAGGCAGGUGGUGGUGGUCGGGUCUAUGAUACGUUCACGGGGGUGGCUGCUUCGUGGGAGGGGACGGUUUUGGUCGCUUCUGGUUUAGAGAAGGAGGAGGAGGGACAGGAGAGCAGGGAUCGAGUGUUUGUGUUGGGAUCGGGAUUGAAAGGGGAAUUGGGAUUGGGGAAGGGCUGUCUCCGCGCGAGUGCGGGCGGCGUCGCGAUUCCGGAUUUCCCGCCUCCCGGGGUAAGGGUGCGCGCGGUUGCGAGUGGGAUGGCCCAUACGGUGGUGGUGCUUUCCGAUGGGAGCGUGUGGGGUUGGGGCGCGGCGAGAAAGGGCCAGUUGGGGGAAGCGAAUAUCCCUGACAAGGUGGUCUGGAGUCCCCGGAGGAUUGAGGGGUGGGAGGGGCUGGGGUUCCCGGCGACCGGGGCGGCGUGUGGGCGGGAGUUUACGGUGAUCAUGGGCGAUCCUGCUAGGGGGGAGUUCGCCGUGCUGGGCGCGGUGGAUGAUAAGUGGGGGAUUCGCUCGGGGGUGUCUGCGUCCCAGGUGAAGGAGAAGGCACUACGCGCGGGAGGCUAUCGGGCCAUCGAGGUCAGUUGGCAUGGCGUCUAUGUACAUUUGAACAAUGGGGAGGUGGUGGCCUGGGGCAGGAAUGAUCGCGGACAGAUUCCAUCAUCGACCAGUACCGGUGACUUGGGGCACGGCCAGGUGGUGAGGGACCUGGCGGUGGGGAGCGAGCAUCUUCUUGCUCGGUUGGAUGAGCGCACGGUUGUGGCCUGUGGCUGGGGCGAGCAUGGGAACUGUGGUCCCGAUACUGAUGCGCAGGGUAAUGUCAAGGGGGGGUGGAAACGGAUUUCCCUGCCAGAUGGCGAGUCCGAUAUUGUGGGCGUUGGCGCCGGUUGCGCGACAAGCUGGAUCAUCACUGCCUAAUGUUGGCUCCGACGCGGUUGUGGGAACCUUCAGGUGGCUAAUAGUUGGCGCGGCGAUGCUU
Messenger RNA from Aspergillus brunneoviolaceus CBS 621.78, 1533 nucleotides. RefSeq names its product RCC1/BLIP-II. The transcript is spliced from 2 exons. Gene Ontology annotation, molecular function: guanyl-nucleotide exchange factor activity. Bases 198 to 1472 code for a protein of 424 amino acids. NCBI's taxonomy places the organism in Eukaryota, Fungi, Ascomycota, Eurotiomycetes, Eurotiales, Aspergillaceae. Gene Ontology annotation, cellular component: cytoplasm. The record is from RefSeq and is a predicted model, not a curated record.